AUUUCUCUAUACACUACACCUAAAGAAGUAGUACUACUACAAAACAUAAGUGCUCUGCUUCAAUUUGUUAUGGAUUCAAAGAGAUACUUAGUUACUCUCUUUUUAUGCUCUAACAUUCUUUUCUUUACCCUUGUAAGUGGCUGCUGGAGUGGAUGCAAUAAUCCACCAAUUCCAAAACCAAAUCCCAACCCUAACCCUAACCCAAACCCGAGCCCAUCCAAGGGACACUGCCCUAGAGAUGCCUUAAAACUAGGGGUAUGUGCCAAUGUGCUGAAUGGGCCGGUCGGAGCGGUCAUCGGAAACCCACCCGACCCGCAUUGUUGUUCCGUACUAGGUGGACUUUUGGAUCUUGAAGCUGCUGUUUGUCUUUGCACUGCAUUGAAAGCUAAUAUUCUGGGAAUCAACAUUAAUAUUCCAAUUGCACUAAGCUUGCUAAUUAAUACUUGUGGCAAGACUCUCCCAUCAGACUUCAUUUGUGCCUAAUAAGCUAUAGUGCUUAGAUCUCUUUUGGGUAGCCACAAAAUAAGUAUUAGCGACCCUCAAGCUAACACUUUUUCAUUUUCUGUCGCUACUAAUUAAAGUCCGCAUUGUUGUAAGUGUCUGAUGUGAAGUAUUUCGUUUUUGUUGUUGUAGCAUUCUAGGAGUUUCUAUUUUGUUCACUGAAGUUUCAUUUUAUAUUGUAGUUCUUCUUUGGUAGGACUUAAUAGAGCACUUGACCACUUGUUCUAAGGGAUUGUUCUUAUAUCUCUUUUGUUGUUCUAAUAGUGCUUUAAUUUCUUUGUUGA
This is a messenger RNA of Lycium ferocissimum, 785 nucleotides long. Its product is annotated as 14 kDa proline-rich protein DC2.15-like. NCBI's taxonomy places the organism in Eukaryota, Viridiplantae, Streptophyta, Magnoliopsida, Solanales, Solanaceae. The transcript has a single exon. Bases 70 to 483 code for a protein of 137 amino acids. The record is from RefSeq and is a predicted model, not a curated record.